Acanthopagrus latus (yellowfin seabream) is the source of this 3149-nucleotide messenger RNA. It is a transcript of the gene cabp1b, whose product is annotated as calcium binding protein 1b. Bases 281 to 1585 code for a protein of 434 amino acids. NCBI's taxonomy places the organism in Eukaryota, Metazoa, Chordata, Actinopteri, Spariformes, Sparidae. The transcript is spliced from 8 exons. Gene Ontology annotation, molecular function: calcium ion binding. The record is from RefSeq and is a predicted model, not a curated record.
AGCGCAACACUGUGCAGCCAUCCAAAGUUAGCGGAGCCCCGCGUGCGAAGCGUCACACUGACCGCCCGGGCCGCUGCGUCGGGCUGCACCUCACAUCAGUCAGGUGGCUGCCGCUCCAUCACGGUCAUGCUGGAGUGCGCGCGCGUGGAUUGAAGAGCGCGAGGUCCCCACUGAUGCUCAACACCUGCACGUGGCGGAGGACUGCCUCCUUUUUCCUCUGCUCGACCUCCAGCCUCCAGCAGCUCCAUCACUUCGCCCGCCAAGCGAGGGAAAGAGGACGAUGAGCUCCUCUCUGCCCAAAAGCGAGUCCACCACCUCCCUGCUGAGAUCAUCGGGGCUCAACCGCAGGUCCGCACACUCCAGCAGCGCUCCACGAGACCACCGGAGCCACCGCGCUCAGCAUCCCCAGCAUCAGCCCGCCGGAGCUGGAGGCGGCGAGGACGCGGGCUGGACGGAGGAGUGCGAGACGAGCGCGCGGAGACCCCUCUGCCAGCCGAGACACGCGGACCCUCGGAAUCAAGGUGACCACCGCGCGCAGAGGAGCCACCAGUCUCACCGGCAGGCGAGUCACCUGGACGACGCCCAGGAGGACGUGAGGCACAGGACGAGCCGGCACCAGAAGGAGCGCAGCAAGCCCGCCAGGACCAAGCACUCCCAUCACCACCACGACUCCUCCCGAGGUGAGCCGCCUCCUGCAGCGCAUCACCAGGGCGGCUCCCGGCCGGACAGGAGGACCUCUCCGACCCCGUCUUAUCCCAAACAGGCGGACGACGCGGAUUUCUUCUUCGAGCCCAGGGAGAGAGUCAUCAGCGGGUCGUUCUCCAGCCUCAGCUCCGACCCGCCUGCGACCAGCGCCCCGGCGCAGCCUGCAGCCAGCCACAAAUCCAAGAGGCUGAGCGCAACCGCGUCCGAGUACGACUCCAGUCUCCAUCCCAUAGUCAAGUCAGUCUUCGGGCACGACCAGAAGAAGAACUACAAAGCAGUGCAGUCCUGUGAGGAGGGGGGCUCUGGGGGGGCCUAUCUUGAGCCGCUAGUGGCCCUGGCCCAGAACGGAGCCAACAUGCACAACGUACUGGGGCCUGCAUGCAUCUUUCUACGCAAGGGCUUCGCUGAGAGCCGGCAGGCUGACCGAGAGUUGAGGCCCGAAGAAAUGGAUGAGCUUCGUGAAGCAUUCAAAGAGUUUGACAAAGACAAAGACGGGUUCAUCGGCUGUAAAGACCUGGGGAACUGCAUGAGAACAAUGGGCUACAUGCCGACAGAGAUGGAGCUGAUCGAGCUGAGCCAGCAGAUCAACAUGAAUCUGGGAGGACAUGUUGACUUUGAGGACUUCGUUGAACUCAUGGGGCCCAAACUUCUGGCCGAAACCGCCGACAUGAUUGGGGUGAAAGAGCUGAGGGAUGCGUUCAAGGAGUUUGACACGAACGGUGACGGCCAGAUCAGCACAGCAGAACUCAGAGAAGCAAUGAAAAAACUUUUAGGACAACAGGUCGGACACAGAGAUCUGGAGGACAUCCUGCGAGACAUUGACCUAAACGGAGACGGGCAUGUGGACUUUGAAGAAUUUGUGCGGAUGAUGUCUCGAUGAAUUCAGAGCUGACGUUUUAAAACACGACAUGGACUCUUUGUCGGUGUGGGAGGACGAGAAGAGGGACCAGCAUGGACCACUGAAGGUUCUUGAGCUUCUGAACUGUCAGUGAACGAGAAAACAAAAACAUAUCAACCCUGCCCUGAAACUGCCACGCUGAAGCACAAAGGCUGACGACUCCAGCCAGGAGCAACACUGUUGAUUAUAUGCUGCUGCUGUUUCUUAGAGCAUAAACAAAACCAACAGCUGCAUUUCUGACUUUUACAAAGUAUAUUUUGAGAAGCAUAUUUUCCUUAAGUAAUAACAACAUUUCUAAUGCUGGUAUGGCUGUUGUCUCACUGGGAAAUGGGUAUUUAGCACAAAGCCUAUAAUCAUGUUAAUAAAUGUAGCAACUAAGCAGACACAUUUUUCGACUACAGCGGUAUGCCAGCAAACACCCGAACCAAUACAGAACAUUUGUUUUUAUAACGCUGAGGACAUAUUAAGCACAAAUCCAAAAUGGCAAUAUGGAGAUUUUUUUUUCAUGUGAUCCUGUCAAAGCUGUGUGUUUGUGUUUUGUGCAUACUGUUGUUUCUCUUAACCUAACACUGUAGGUUUAUUAUGUCUCUCAAGGCUACUGUCCGACCCUGGUUAAGGCAAGCCAAUAUUUGUUUUGUAAUGAUGUGUAAUGUAGCACUGAUGCUGUUCUUCUGACUUUAUUAACAUUAUGCCUAUCUUACUGUGAUAUAUAUACAUAUAUAUGUAAUUUUCAGUGUGCAUAAGACUCCUUCAACUGCAACAAUACUUGAAGGAAAUCCUCUCUAGGUACAGUGAGUUGACUACUGUGAUAGGCCUUUUUUUUAAUUACAUGUAUGUUUUACUUAAAUCUCAACACUGCUCUGCAAGAAUACAGGCAGAGUUUGACGGAUCAUCCUUAGGUAGAUGGCCGAUGGAGCGUCAAAACUAUACAUGAAAGAGAGGUUCUGUUAACGCUUUAAUUUUUAUUGGAGAGCUUUGAUAAAUGUUGUUGUCUAAACGGGCCUUUGUGAGUCUACUGAGUCUACCGAACAGUCCUGAAGUGAUUUUCACUUUGGUACAACAUUUACACUUUUAACUUCGAUACCUCAAAAUGAAUUGAACAAUCAACCUCAUCCACAAACUGCCCCUAUAGUAUAAAUCUCUAAGACCAAUUUCUUUACCCUCUUACCUUCAUGAUCUAUAUUUGUAAAGAAGUAGAAUUAGCUUCUUUAUGCAAAAAGCCAAAGAAAGUUUACAAAAAUUUAUUUGAGUCUUAUUCAGUGUCGUAAGUGUACGCAGCAUGCUUUUUGAAAAUACGACCCGUAGGGUUAUAUUCUCAAAAUGGCUGCUUGAAAUGCUGGUUGGUUCCCGGGGCAGCUAAAUCAAUAGGUUGACUGUUUCAAAAUGGACAUGGGGGUAUUCAGUAUGCAUGCUAUAAAGUCAAGGUGUUCUUCUAAAGGGAAAUCUUACUUUGUCAUUUUACUUGUCUUAACUGUGUGAAACUAUGCAUGCAAGAAACAACUUCAAUUUGUAGCAGAAUAUAUAAAAAUAAAGGUUUUUAUCUGAA